This is a messenger RNA of Trichosurus vulpecula (common brushtail), 3159 nucleotides long. It is a transcript of the gene BSDC1, whose product is annotated as BSD domain containing 1. The transcript is spliced from 11 exons. The record is from RefSeq and is a predicted model, not a curated record. NCBI's taxonomy places the organism in Eukaryota, Metazoa, Chordata, Mammalia, Diprotodontia, Phalangeridae. Gene Ontology annotation, cellular component: cytoplasm. Bases 1 to 1431 code for a protein of 476 amino acids.
AUGAAGUCACAGGAAGAGAGAGUCCAGAAAGAGCCCAGGGCAGAGCCCGGGGAGACACUCACAACCCAGGGUGAUAUGGACCAGGGUCCAGGGCAGGAGACCAAGAAGAAGCAGUCAGACAGGGAGGAUGGAGGCUGGUGGAGAAGCUGGCUGCAGCAGAGCUACCAGGUUGUCAAAGAGAAGUCCACAGAAGCCCUGGAAUUCAUGAAACGGGACCUAACUGAAUUCAGCCAGGUGGUACAGCACGACACAGCAUGUACCAUCGCAGCCACUGCCAGCGUGGUCAAGGAAAAGCUGACUACUGAAGGUUCUUCAGGAGCAACAGAGAAGAUGAAGAAAGGGCUAUCUGACUUUCUCGGGGUGAUCUCAGACACAUUUGCCCCUUCCCCUGACAAAACCAUCGAUUGUGAUGUCAUCACCCUGAUGGGCACACCUUCAGGAACCACCGAACUUUAUGAUAGUGCCAAGGCUCGUCUGUACAGCCUGCAGUCAGACCCAGCGACCUACUGCAAUGAACCCGAUGGGCCUCCAGAGCUGUUUGACACCUGGCUAUCUCAGUUCCAUUUGGAGGAAAAGAAAGAAGAGAUCUCCAAUCUGCUCAUCAGCAGCCCCUCCAUCCGGGCUCUCUAUACCAAGAUGGUCCCAGCAGCUGUUUCCCACUCGGAAUUUUGGCACCGAUACUUCUACAGGCUCCACCACUUAGAACAGGAAGAAGCCCGGAGGGAUGCUCUGAAACAACGAGCCGAGCAAAGUGUUUCUGAGGAACCAGGCUGGGAGGAAGAGGAAGAGGGACCCUCAGCAACAUCUCUGCUGAAUGUGCAAGCCCAAGAAGAGGAAAAAGCUGCUAAGCCAGGCCCUGCCCCGACUGCUAAGGGUUUGGCCAGCCAUCCUCACAGUCCUUCUGAGGAGAGUCUGGGAAUUGUGGCUACACCCUCAGCAGAGGUCACCCCAUCAGAGAGUAGCGAGAGCGUCUCACUUGUGACCCAGCUUGUCAACCCUGCUUUUACACCUGAAGCCCCCUCACUGGUGCAGACAGCCCCUGCUAAGGACCUCUCCCAAAAGCUUUUGGAAGCCACUUUGGAAGACCAGGUUCCCACAGCUGAUGCAGGAGAGACGGGUCCACCUCCUGUGGAACGGCCCAAGCCUCCAACCCCCAGCGGGCGUCCAAACAGCUCUGAACCCAAGCCAGUGAUCAGAGUAGAGACUCUGAGAGAGGAGGGACCAACAGACUUACGGGUGUUUGAAUUGAACUCGGAUAGUGGGAAGUCCACGCCUUCCAACAAUGGGAAGAAAGGUUCCAGUACUGACAUCAGUGAAGACUGGGAGAAGGACUUUGAUCUGGACAUGACUGAGGAGGAGGUACAGCUGGCCCUGUCCAAAGCUGACGGAUCUGGAGAGCUGGAAGACGUGGAGUGGGAGGACUGGGAAUGAGGUGGGAGGGCUUAGAGAGAACAGCUCCUCCACACAGGCCCCCACCUCCCUCGAGGCCUGGUCCUGGAUGGCACCACGGACAUUCCUCCAUCACCCAGUGCUGUCUGUUCCAUCGUCUGAGUACAACCCAUGCCCCUCUCCUGGAGAGAAGGCCUCUUCCAGUGCUCUUCCAGGGGUGCUGUCUCUGAGGCCAGACAGUGUCACGUGACCUGUGCCAAUUCUUGCAUAGGGGGAGGGGAAUCCCACCACCACCACCACCUUUGAAGAGUCCAUAUUUCUCUGCUGUAAAUCCACUGCCCUCAAGCAGUACCUGCAGUGGCCUCCUGUCCAUCUGCCUGCUUGUGUAUGUGGAAGCUAAGCCUACAAACCACUUUUGAUCCAGCCCCAGUGGUGCCCUUUGCUCACCUGUUGUCCCCUCCACGUCCUGUCUUUCAGCUAAAAGAAAGGAGGGGACAGCUUCUGACAGCCCCUUUCCUGCCUUAGCUCCAUUUCCAUCUUUUCCCCAGCAGCUACUUUACCUCCCUCAUGUCUUUCCUUACCCUGCCACAGGUGGCCUUCUUUGUCUGAUUCUACUGGCUGGGGAACGAAGGGGAACAUACAUGUUCACUUGUCCUCUGGGGGAUGUGGAGGGUUCCUGUUCCUUAGUGAAAGACUCUGUCUUCGGGGACUCCUCUUCCUUUGCCAGGCCUUUUCUUCUCUGUUCGUAAGGCUCAAGUGAUCUCUGUCUUUCAGAUUCUAAGUGGGUACUAUAGUAGUGACUGGGGACCAAGUGCUGCCCACCACCACCAUCACCACAAUCCUGAUAUUUCAAAACCACCCUCUCCCAGUGCCUCUUACAGCACCUGCUUCUCACACAUUCAAGGAACUGUGUUUCUGAGUGUGAGGACACGCUCUUCUGCCAUUUCUUGCUCUGUUCUCUUCUCCUGCCGCCCUGAGCCAGGAGGAGCAACCUUCAAGCUCUUCUCUUGUUCCUUGGUGGGGGGUGGAAGGACCUUCCCCAGUCCUUUCCCUUGGAGUCUAGGAAACACACCACGUGGAAUGUAACUGCUUCCCAAGCAGGAUAGAAGGUACAGUCACAGUCCCUGAGAACACUCUUCCAGCCUUCAUCGGGUAAGCCAUGAGACCCUCCCCCGUUGCUUCUCCUUGGGGCAUGUGUGGUGGGGCAGGCCCACAGUCAUCCACACCUGCCCCCUGACAACAUUUGGCUAGUGUGGAUUUUUCCCCCUUUCCCUAAAUAUCUCUGGUUCUGGGGAGAUAGGGGCUUCUGUCUUCAUUCUCUCUUUGCCUCCUUCUCUGGGUGGGGAGGGGCUUGCUGGGGUUCCUGUACACCCUCAUGCUGCUUCCUAUUGCUGCCCUGUGGACUCAUGUACAUAGGCCAGUGUGUUUGACAACCAUCGUAAAAGGGUCGAGGUCCUGGGGUAAGGGGAGGGUGGCAGUUAGUCGUGUUCAUCAAGAAAGUCAAGUUGGGGAAAAUGCUGAAUCUUUCUCGGGGGGUGGGAGGGUGGGAGUUUUCUCUUUGUAAUGUUUAGUUUAACCUUUUUGGUUGUUUGUGCAAUAUUAUAUAUUUUAAAUUAUAAUGCAUCUCCCCAGAGCAUUUUGUAGCUGGGAAAAAGAAAAAAAAAGAUUCUAACAGCUGUUAGUUUUGUAAUUUAAAAACCCCACAGAGAAACUUUGUCCCAAACCUUUUGCAGACUCGCAGUUAACAGCUAUUAAAGACAUUCAACAUUA